Molecule: messenger RNA, 884 nt
Organism: Batrachochytrium dendrobatidis JAM81
Lineage: Eukaryota; Fungi; Chytridiomycota; Chytridiomycetes; Rhizophydiales
Exons: 6
Coding region: 31-882 (283 amino acids)
Biological process (GO): NAD+ biosynthetic process
Molecular function (GO): nicotinamide-nucleotide adenylyltransferase activity; nicotinate-nucleotide adenylyltransferase activity
Source: RefSeq, a predicted model, not a curated record
CUCAAUACAGCCCAUAUAGCCACAAGAAACAUGGAUUUGGCAAACUCUUCCGCUCCUCCAAACAGUGUUGCUUCGUUUGGCUCUUGGUCUGCUGAGAUGCAGCAAUCUACUGCUUCUCCUACUAUUACGCAGUCUUAUUUGUUUCCAAAGCAUCGCUUGAAAAGAGUUAUGCAAGAUCCUGUCAAAGAACCGCUUGUUAUUGUUGCUUGUGGAAGUUUCUCUCCCGUAACUUACCUGCAUUUACGCAUGUUUGAAAUGGCCCAUGACUAUAUCCUUGAUAGUGAUAGAUUUGAAGCACUUGGUGGUUACUUUUCACCCGUCUCGGAUGGCUAUGCAAAACCUGGGCUUGCUCAUUGGCAACAUCGUGUUAGUAUGUGUGAACUAGCUGCAAGUGAUUCUUCUUGGCUUAUGGUCGAUCCCUGGGAGCCUAGUCAACCAAAAUAUAUUCGUACUGCAUUGGUGCUUGAUCAUUUUGAACAGGAGCUCAAUAGCGGUGCGGAUGGCGGAGUAUUGAUGUCAGAUGGCUCAAGACGACGUAUUCGAAUUAUGCUUCUUGCUGGAGGCGAUUUGAUUCAAUCAUUUGCUGUUCCGAAUCUAUGGAAAGAAACAGAUUUGUCGCAUAUCUUGGGUGACUUUGGGUGCUUAAUUAUUGAAAGAACGGGUGCCAACGUAUAUGAUUUCUUACUCACCAACGAUGCUUUGCACGCUCAUCGUAAAAACGUAUUUGUUGUAAAACAAUACAUUCACAAUGAUAUCAGCUCAACUAAAAUUCGAUUGUUUGUUUGUCGUGGGAUGUCCAUCAAGUACCUUGUACCAGAUUUGGUGAUCGCAUAUAUCCAAGCACAAUCUUUGUAUAAUGAAGCUUCUACGAGAAAGACUUGAAG